Messenger RNA from Rosa rugosa (rugosa rose), 858 nucleotides. RefSeq lists its product as uncharacterized. Gene Ontology annotation, molecular function: zinc ion binding; nucleic acid binding. The record is from RefSeq and is a predicted model, not a curated record. The coding region runs from base 1 to 858 and encodes 285 amino acids. NCBI's taxonomy places the organism in Eukaryota, Viridiplantae, Streptophyta, Magnoliopsida, Rosales, Rosaceae. The transcript has a single exon.
AUGAUACAGAGGAAACGCACCAAGAAGGGUGGAGAUAUCUCUUCAGAUCUUGAAGCACUUCGUAUGGAGGACCUCGAUUCAAUUGUCCAGAUCGCUCUACCUCACCGCUCGGACUCGAGCUAUGUUAGCAAGCUCAAAAACCCAAUCGACCGCUAUAGCAAAAUGAUGAUGGAGGACUUUGAGUUCACCGAUAAGGACUGUACCUACACUCAGGGCAAGCACGGCCAAAAUGUCUCGUUCUCAGAGAAGGUCCAUAACAAACUUGACUAUAACUGGCAUUGCGCUGUGGUGAUUAAACUCAUGGGUAAGCCAAAUUCUACAAACACUUUUGACUUCAUGCUCAAGGGUCUUAGAAGGAAGUGGCAGGUUAAGGGGGGCUGGCAACUAAUUGAUCUACCUAAUGACUUCUUCGUUGUUAAAUUUAAUCUGGAGGAAGACAUGAACUAUGUGCUUUGUGGUGGACCUUGGAUUUUGGCUAGGCAGACCUUAAUUGUCAGGAAAUGGAGGCCAGAUUUUGAUCCAAUGAAUGAGGUAAUUGGAAAAAUGGCAUUAUGGGUUAGAAUCUAUGGGUUGCCUGUGAAAUAUUUCAAGGACUACACUAUUGCUAAAAUUGGAAAAGUACUUAGAGAUGUUGUCAAGGUUGAUCAGGUUACUAUUGGCCAAGCCAGAGGGAAAUUUGCGAGAGUUUGUGUAGAAAUUGAUCUUAGCAAGCCUCUUAGGCCUUUUGUGGAAGUUGAGUCUGUGGCUUACAAUGUUAUCUAUGAGGGCAUCUCAUUGAUAUGUUUUGAAUGUGGCUGCUAUGGCCAUGCUAAGGAUAAGUGCCCCACUGUUGCUACUGGUCCUUCUACACCCACUUAA